AUGGGUUUGUCUCUACCGAGCUGGGGCUUUUCCCUUCUCAUUCUUCUUGCUUUCUCCGGCCAGGCUUAUGCCUUUGGUGCCGGUAAUAUUGCUUCUUUGUCCAAGAUCGAAGGUCAGAAUUGGCGUCAUGGAGAUAUUGAAGAUACCCUUCUGAGUCUCGUCCUGGCCCGUGUUGCUGGUGGCCGCAAGUUCGGCAAGCUUGAUGUCAAGCGUGUUUACUUUGGUAACUGGCUUCGUGACUACAGUCAGGCUGUUGAUGUGGGCACUGUCAAGUACGUCAGUGCCGAGGCCAUUCGGAUUCUUAUCUGGGUCUUGGGUUUCAUGAGCUUUGGUUCGAAGUCACAACCGAGCGACUGGGCUGCUACCAACCCACCGAACACAUCGAUAACCCCCCAAGGAUAUGCUGAGGGUGAUGAUGCCCGACGCUACGAUCGUCGCCUUCGUGGUCCAAUCGACGAACGCCGCGAACUUUCCAUUGACGAACGCACCGGUUUGAAGAACUACAUUGCCUCCGAGGACAUGGGUAUCGAUACCUCGGCCGAGCUGAUUCGCCGCGUUUUGGGCAAAUCUAUCCAGCUGGGUCGUCGUUAUGCUCGCUCUCGCAAUGAUGAAGAUCUCCACGAGGCUCUCCGCUUGCUGGGUACCGGUCUGCACUGUCUGGAGGACUAUGCUGCGCACUCAAACUACACUGAACUGAGUCUGCUCGAGCUCGGUGAAAGGGACGUCUUCCCCCAUGUGGGUCGUAACACCAAGGUUCAGAUUCGUGGCGCUCGCAACUCGGUGUAUCCUAUUGUGACCGGUACUUUCGGCGGUGUGGACUUCUUCCACUCCGUGCUCGGUGAGCUGUCUGAUAAGACCAAGCAGUCGGAACUCCAAAACUUGGAAGGUGUCAUCUCUCAGUCAGAGGGUGAUAGCCCUAGCCUCCUGCAGGAUUUGCUUAGCAAGAUUCCGAGCGGAUUGAUUGGCGACACCGAUGACGAAGCUGGUAAAAUGGACGACUUCAAGGCCAAGGCGGAUGAUCAGCGACAGAACAAUCAAAACAUCAGCCCUCGUGAACCAGAGGAAUGGACUCGCUAUCUUGACAAUGUUCAGAAGCAAAUCUACCCUGUUCUCGAAUGGCACGACCAGCUGCUGAAGAGCAUCAACGAGGCCAUUGAGAAAAUCCCAGUUCUCCCAGACCUUAUUGAACAAGUUCAGGAUCAAAUCACCGUCUUCGUCUUCUCCGUGCUGGCACCCUACGUUCUCCCCAUCAUCAAACAAGUCAAGGCCGAGCUGGAAACUGGCUCUUCGGAAGUCAUCCAGAGCAGUCGGGAACAGCAACACAUCGUCUUCAAUGACGAUUCCUCUUCCAACCCCACCCACUCCAUGCUCUCUAAGGACCACUUCUCCAACAUUCUCAACGAGCCCGCUGGCCGAAUUGCCUCCAGCGUGGUGAAAUGGUCUGUUCCCCAGCUGAUGCAGUGCUGGGACGAUGAGAACGCCGACGUCGAUCGAACCCUGACGAGAAUCAUCAAUGGAGUCUUCCACCACCCCGCUCUCCGCGAAUAUGGAGACGACGGCGCCAACGAGAUGCGUCAAAUCAUGUUCUCCACGGUGGAGAAAUGGUGGGGCGAGCACAGCGAAAGAGAGCGUGGCUCUCUUCGCGAUCAAUUGAGCCGAGACGGCGUUCUCCAUGGCAGAAACCACAAAGAGGGCGUUGAAGAUUGCGGACAUGGCUGCGGUAAACCUAUUACCUUGCCUGGAAAGAAGCAAUCUGGCGGCGGCGGCGGCGGCCACAACCAGGGCCAGGGCCGCCAAUCCAAGAACGAUUCCGGUCUGGAGAAGGUUGCUUCCGAGGCCGUCGGGGGCGGUGCCCUUGGUGGCCUGAUCGGUGGCCUGGUGGGCGGAAUAGGCUCCAUGGUUCUCGAAGGUGGCUCGGAUGAGCGAAAGAGCAGCCCUAAGCCGCGCAGAAACAAGGACGACAGCGAUGACGAAAAGAAAGAACGACACCAUCGCCCCAAGCCUCGCAAGGACGACUCCGGCGAUAGUGACGAGGAGCGUCGCCAGCGUCACAAGCCCCAGCGUCAUCAGUCUCCUAGACGUGAGGAGCGUCACGAGCAGCAAUCUUACCACGAGGCUCCAUCGCGCUAUGGAAGUUCUGAGUACCAAAGUGAAACCCAGACUCCUUCUUAUGGCCAGCAGUCUAGCCGUCGUGAUGAUUACUCUUCGCGUCGUCCGGAGACUGGUGGAUAUCAAAGUGAGGCCCCGUCCUACGGUGGUUCUAGCGGUGCUUCGUAUGGCGGCGGUGCUUCUUACGGUGGCUCUGGCGGUGCCUCCUAUGGCGGUGGUGAAGCAUCCUACAGCGGUGGUGGAGCUUCUUAUGGUGGCUCUGGCGGUGGUUCCUACGGCGCUUCUGGACGUGACUCCUACAACGAGCAACCAGUCCGUCGCAACGACUACCAACCCACCCCUCAAAACUACCACCGCGAGGAAUACCACGAGUCUCCAUCUGGCAACAGCAGCUACUACCAAGAGGAAAGCCGUCAGACUUACGGAGGUACUCGUACCGAAUACCAGCGUACCGAGGCUCACCAUGAGUACUCAUCCUCUCGGCCGACCUAUGAGUCUGUGCAGCAGAGUUCCUACAGCCGUGGAGGAUAUGAGCAGGAUUCAUCGUCCGGCUAUGGUCAGCGCGGCAACGAUGAAUACGGAAGACCCGCUUAUCAGUCCCAGCAAGAGAGCUACGGCGGAGGCCGUGGAGGUGUCGAGGUCGUCGAGGUCGUCGAGCGUCGGCCUCGAGGAUCCGGUGGCUCUCGCUCUCGCUCUCGUAGCCGUAGCGACUCUCGCAAGCGUCACCACCGUCACCACCAUCACCGCCGUGGCUCUGGCUCGGGAUCGGAUUAA
Messenger RNA from Penicillium cosmopolitanum, 2883 nucleotides. Its product is annotated as Het-C domain-containing protein. Bases 1 to 2883 code for a protein of 960 amino acids. The transcript is spliced from 3 exons. The record is from RefSeq and is a predicted model, not a curated record. NCBI's taxonomy places the organism in Eukaryota, Fungi, Ascomycota, Eurotiomycetes, Eurotiales, Aspergillaceae.